Molecule: messenger RNA, 2444 nt
Organism: Miniopterus natalensis
Lineage: Eukaryota; Metazoa; Chordata; Mammalia; Chiroptera; Miniopteridae
Gene: ACAD10
Product: acyl-CoA dehydrogenase family member 10
Source: RefSeq, a predicted model, not a curated record
GCCACCGCCGAGAGCUCGGGAAGCGGCUACGUCGUGGGCGUUGCGGGCGCUCCCCCCACCCCCCACGUUAGGCCGAUCGCUUUGGCCUCAACAUGUACAUAAGGCUGCUUUUCCAGUCCUCGCAUCUCCGGUGGGCUUGGAGGACAGCCUUCCUGAAGAAGCCCAAUCAGUGUGGGCAGCAGGGAGCCUGGCGAUGGACACAUUCUGGAGGUGGCCCCUACCGAGCGGUCAUUUUUGACAUGGGAGGAGUUCUCAUUCCUUCUCCAGGGAAAUUGGCUGCAGAGUGGGAGGCACAAAAUCAUAUCCCUUCCGGAACUAUAUUGAAGGCCUUCAUCUCAGGUGGCGAAAAUGGGCCCUGGCUGAAAUUUAUGCGAGGAGAAAUAACAACAGAGGAUUUCUUACAAGAAUUUGGGAGGCUCUGCUCUGAAAUUUCAGAGACCUCUGUGCCUGUGGGCUCCUUCCUCUCUCUGCUGACCAGCGAGCACGUGGCGAAGCAGUUCCCAGUGAUGACUGAGGCCAUAACGCGAAUUCGGGCAAAAGGCCUUCAGACUGCCGUCCUGAGCAAUAAUUUCUAUCUUUCCAAUGGCGAAAGUUUUCUGCCCCUGGACCGGAAACAGUUUGAUGUGGUCGUGGAGUCCUGUGUGGAAGGCAUCUGUAAGCCAGACCACAGGAUCUACGAGCUGUGCCUGGGGCGGCUCGGCCUGCAGCCUGCGGAGGCCAUCUUCCUCGAUGACCUUGGACACAACAUCAAAGCAGCUGCCAGUCUUGGCAUUCACACCAUUAAGGUUAAUAACCCAGAGGCUGCAGUGCAGGAAUUAGAAACGCUUUUGGGUUUUACUUUGAGACCGGUGAUUCCAAACACUCGCCCUGUGAGAAAGACAAUGGAAAUUCCAAAGGAUUCCCUGGAGAAGUACCUCAAAGACCUACUGGGGACCCAAGCCACAGGCCCGUUGGAAGUCCUGCAGUUUGAUCACGGGCAGUCGAAUCUCACUUACUACAUCCGGCUGGCUGACCAUCAGCUGGUUCUGAGGAAGAAGCCCCCGGGGACACUCCUUCCAUUGGCCCACGCAGUGGAGAGGGAAUUCAGGAUCAUGAAAGCCCUUGCCAAUGCUGGAGUGCCUGUCCCCAGAGUCCUUGACCUCUGUGAAGAUUCAAGGGUCAUCGGCGCGCCCUUCUACCUGAUGGAGUACUGCCCAGGCCUCAUCUACAAAGACCCCUCCCUGCCAGGCUUGCCGCCCAGCCAGAGGCGGGCCAUAUACGCUGCCAUGAACAGAGUCUUGUGCAAAAUUCAUAGCGUGGACUUCAAGGCUGCAGGCCUAGAAGACUACGGGAAACACGGGGACGACAUCCCACACCAGGUGCAGACCUGGAUUCAGCAGUAUCGAGCCUCGGAAACCAGCACCAUCCCGGCCAUGGAGAGGCUCAUCGCAUGGCUGCCGCUUCAUCUCCCCAGGCAAGAGAAGAUCGCAGUGGUGCAUGGGAACUUCAGGCUGGACAACCUGCUCUUCCAUCCAGAGAAGAACGAGGUGCUGGCUGUCUUUGACUGGGAACUUUCUACCUUGGGCGAUCCCCUUGCGGAUGUGGCCUGCAGCUGCAUGGCUCACUACCUGCCCUCCAGUUUUCCCACACUGCGAGGCUUGAGGGACUAUGAUUUGAGUCAGCUGGGCAUCCCUGGUGCAGAGGAGUAUUUCAGGAUGUACUGUCUUCACAUGGGGAUCUCUCCUGCUGAGAACUGGAACUUCUACAUGGCCUUCUCCUUUUUCCGAGUGGCUGCCAUCCUACAGGGAGUCUACAAGUGCUCACUCACAGGGCAAGCAAGCUCGGCAACUGCUGAACAAAGCGGGAAGCUUACUGAAUUCAUGUCUGACCUGGCUUGGGAGUUUGCCGUCAAAGAAGGGUUCCGGAUUUUCAAAGAGACACCAGCCACAGUGCCGUUAAGGAGGUCCUACCACACGUGGGCUGGCCCAUGGGCCCUGCCGAGCAUCCCAGGAAGGAGGAGCUAUAUCCCCAUUCCAUAAUCUUCCUCGGCUCAUGUCACAAAGGGAGCUCCGGUUAUCUCCCCAGUGGGCCUGUCCCCACCGGUCAGGGAGCCGCGUCAGCAGCUAAAGCAGUUCAUGGAACCAUACGUGUACCCAGCUGAGCCAGAGCUGUGUGGUCACCAGGCCUCCAUAGAAAGGGGGACCCCUUCCCUCCCACUGGUCAAAGAGCUCAAGGUAAAGCAGCCCUUCAAGAGUGAGCAAGACCUCAUCAAAGUGGCAGAUCUGUUCCCUCCCCAGGCAGUGGUGAGACGGGGCGCUGAGCUGAAUGGUUUUCGCUUUCCACCCCCCCAUUCCCUGCCUGUGGUGUAUAACCCGGGGCAAUGGGCUUAUGCGGUUUUUGAAUUCGGUAAAUCUGAAACAGUGUCAUAUUAAAUACAUCCGUUAAUAAAGCCUCUCUUUAAAGAA